AUGUCCGGGGACACGCUGGAGGAGUUUGAGCUGAAAGGGUUUCCACCUGAGGGUCUCCAACCUGGGGAGGAGACAAGCCCAUGGACUGCGGGCUUAGAGGAACGAGCUCCAUUCCCUGCCGAGAGACUGCCCUCAGUGGUCCGUACGGACAUGGAGAUUGCAAGCCCCAGCGUCGAGGUUGAGGAGGGUCACGAGAAAGAUUCCAAGGAGAAGAGUUCCCAGGAAGGGUCCCAGGAAAGCCAGCCUGUUGAAUCCAGUCUCGCUUUUAUUGGCCACCAAAUGCGUACGAAGGAUGCCGAGGGGCGGUUUGUUGAGGAACAGUCUGACGAGGAGAUGUUUGACAGUUCGUACAUUGACGACGUUGAAGAGUAUGUUGAGCACAUUGCCUGUACCGGGGAAGGCGAGAUGCCUGAAGCGUCGUACAUUGAGUACGUCGAAAAGAUUGUUCAGCACGUUGCCUGUACUGGAGAAGAUGAGCAAGCCAAACCCGAAACACGAAUCUCCGCUUCAGUCAGCGACACGAAGAGCGUGAGAAGCUCGAGCAGCGACAAAGAAAUUGCCCGUCACGAUUGCACAGACGAGGAGACGACAAGUCCAUCACACCGCCACGGCUCUGGGCACAAGCACACCGACGGCGGAGACAACGGACCGUCAGAGCUGCGAGAUCUCAGCGCCGUGCUGAUCGACCAUCCGAUCGCGACCGAAUAUCGCGCCAGAAGUACAAGUCAGGGGCAGCGGACGCCGUCUGAGCGCUCGCCCACGUCUAGGUUCCACUCCAGCUUUGCAGGCCGCGAACCAUGGGCACAUAGCAGCCAUGACUCAAUUGCUCGACCAGCCAUGCGGCGCGAGGACAGGCAGGGCGAGCUUCGAAGGGAUUUUAGAUAUCCAGAGCGAGCAACGCCGCCGAGAAGACACACCGACACGAUCGUGCAGCACAUUGUCCCAAAUCGUCCUCUUUCAGCCUCGACGGCUCAGCAGUGCCAGGACAUCGUCAGGUCCAUCCCAGACCCAGGGCCAUCUCGUUACCCAGCCGGUAUCUCGUCACAGCAUCUUCCGCGCCAACGGCCGCUUCCACAGAACGUGCCAUCUCGACGUGGACACCCGACCCAUCCCAAUGCUCCUCGUCGUCCUGCACCGAUGGCUCCGGGUCGCUCUCGAGAACGCUAUAGGGUUAGGCCAUUUCCACCGAGAAGACUUGUUGUGAUUCCAGAGCAAGGCCCAGGUCAUCGCCCUGAACCCAUGCCAAUGCAGCAGCAGCGAAGACCCUCCACUCUUACUGAACAACAACAGAGGGAGUUGCGCCAAGGUACUGCGGCGCAACGCGCUGCCGCUGCCGGUGCCACUGAUCGCCCUGAACCCGUCUCAAUGCCCACAGUUCCUGUCAACCGUGCUCCACCGCGGCAGGGACCGAAACGGGUCAGCUUUGGACCAGAGGUGAUGGAUCUUCCGUCGACUAUGGAGGAUGAAGACAGGCAACUUUUCAGUCCUGCUCCGUGGGCAGAACCACUGCGAGAUGGCUUCUCCGAACGACGACUGGGGGUGGCGAGCAAUCACCCAAUUGCCUCGUGCGAGCCUGGAAGCGGUGCCGGUCCUUCUGCACAGAAAAAGCCACUGAAAGGCAUCCUCAAGACACCGUCGGGUAAAGUGAAUAUUUCCUCAACUGCACCGACCCCGACCCAGUCGGGAGACAUCACGAGCCCUAAUCCGCAGAUAGAAUCACCAAGACGCGGCAUCUUUGAGCCACAGCCGGUGCACCAUCCUCUAGUUGCUUCGAGUGAUCCCAGAGGAAAUGUGAGCGCGACUCCCCCGCGAGACAGCAUCUUCAAGCCGGAGCCGAGACCCAUUGCUCGCCCGCUGACUCUCCCGGACAACGCCGUUGUUCUUGCAGACUGGGCGCCACGGCGCCACCUGCCUCGACACAAUGUCUUCGCAGUCAAGCCGGAGCCAGUGGCGCGUCCCCAGAUUGUCAUCAAUCAGCCCAGGGAUAUUGUCCGUCCUACCCCGGCGCAAGGGGUCUCUCAAGAGAGCAGAGCAACAUCACUUCCGACGAUUCGUCCUCGUGAAGAAACGAUCACAAUCGCGGCCAUUGUUGAGGUACCUUUUCCAGGCCAUGAUGAACUGGCCAACCCGACACCAGAGCUUGACGAUGUCAACAGUGGAGAGAUCAUCACACUGAGCUUCAGAGAUACCGAGCCACCCGUUCCAGAAGAGCCGUCGCGUAGUACAACGCUGCGACCUGAAGAAUUCGCUCACGUAAAGAGUGUGUCGACUCCGCCCAGGCUCAUCAGUACACCUUCUUCUCCGGAUUCAGGUUCAUCGGGCAGCACGACGCCACGGCAGAGUGAUUACACCCGUGAAGAUGCAGCCUCGACUACCUCGCGACCCAUUGAGCUGUCCAUACAACAGCCAACGCCAGCAUUCGCGGGUGCUCGCUCUGCACGUGCAUCGAUUAUCUCGCAAUCCUCUACAAUCAUUGACCUUCCUCCUUCGGCACAAGGACCGCUGAGAGAUCAACCGACAUCCCGCCUGAGCACUGUGACCGUCCCGUUGAUCCUAGUCAGUCCGCCCACACCCGUACCGGCCCAGGGAGGCCCGCAAUACAGCUCUCAUGAGCAGAUUCCUCUUACUGACUUUCGUCCGGUGAUUCAUCCAGUCCGACCUGGUGACGCAGGAAAUGUUCCAGUUGCUCCUCCGCAGGAUCGACCGAAGCUGAUCCUGAACACCACCAACCUGGACAACAUCCAGGAAGAUAACGAGGAUUCGGAGGGAUCCGAGUCGAGCAGCGACUCUGGGGGAGGCAAGGACGAAGACGACGAAAAUCUUGCCAAUAAGCCCGGAGAGGAUGAUGGCGCUGAUGCCGAGGAUUUCGAGAAAGCAAAAGAUCUUGGAAUAAAGCUCCGCGAGGGACUCAAUGACUCGCCCGUGAAUGAAGCCGAGCGGCGCUCGAAGAAACGUCGUCCCUUGAAUACCAAUUACAUCGACGAAAGACUGUCCUCUAUCAUCACUGGGGAAAAGUCUCAGAGGGAUUGGGUGCCCCCGUUUCCCCUCUGCUACAAGCCUCGCACGCCUCCACCGCGAGAGGAUGAAGAAGAAGCUGGACCCCUGCCGCCGGCAGUGCUGAGAGAUCUGCGGUACCGAUAUCGCGCAGGGGUCAUGUGCCAACACGAGACGGUUCUGCGAUUCUGGCCUACAUCUCUGAGGCAAGUCUGCGACGAGUGCGGGGAGCAGACACGACACAUGUGGGUGUGCACAGCCGAUACUGAAGACUGGUCUGUGUAUGACCGGACCGCGCGCCCGGAACGGAGCAUCGAGCAGCUCGCCCCAUGGCUGAUCAAGGCCAUUGAAGAAGGCCAUUACACGGAUGAGCAAGUCGAGAGGUUUAUCGAAGAGCGGUACGAAGUCCAACUGGCUGCGCUGCGUGACCGAAACCGGGAGCACACUCCGCCCGACACGAGGUCGUCGGACGAGUCCGGAGAUGACAGUGACGAGGCCACAGAAUGGUGGGAAGAAACAAUGACCAUCGCGGAGAUGGUAGAGACCAGGAACAAGCGCCGUUUCCAGCGACUCGCGCAGCGACGUGCGGCGAUUGAAGCAGAUGUCCAGAGAACGCUGCCUUGCAUGGAGAUGUGGUGUCAAAAGUGCCACCCGGGCGUCGAGGAGCGUGCGCUCGGGCAUAUCGAUGAAAUCGUGAUGCAGCCGUACAGGGCUCCCCCCGACAUCCCGGAGUAUCUGAACCGACCCAUCAGCACGGUGCGCGCGAUCCUGGGUCCGCAAUGGAGGGAGGCCGGUGUGCUGAAUCGGUGGUGGCAGGACCUGGUCGCCUCGAGCCCCGUCGACCUCGAGCCGGUGCUGAACCUGGCUCAUCUUCGCAAUCUCAACAUGGCCCAGUUCGCAACGCUGGCGCGGUGGAUUCGCAAUGGGAUGCCGACGGAAGAUCGGCUCCAGCGGGUCAUCUGGUGGUUAUGGGACGCCGGCUGCGCGGACGAAUACUUCUUCCAGAGCCUCACCAACACGCGCCUCAUUCUACCGCGCACCCUGGAGCUGGGCGACUGGGACACGGGGGACCGACAGCAGCAGCGGGUCCUAUUCACGAUUUAUGAGGAGAUGGAGGAUGACGCUGGCCAGCUGAUUGAGCGGCCGUACUCCGAGUACUGGAUUGAAGAUGACGAGGAGUUCUUGCUGUCUGGCUUCCACGAGUACAUGGCGCAGCAGGUGGUCCAUAUGCGGGCCCACCGCAGCGGCCAGCACUACCGGCCCAGCAUCAUGGGCCGCGCUGGCCCACGCUCGCCUUCGCCUGCCUGGUCUCCCGUCGGCUCGCUGGCCCGUCCUGGCCUGGAUGACAUCGAAGGCCAAGUUCUCCGACAUGGGACUGACCGCCAUACCGACCAUGACUCUAGCCAAGUCUAG
Messenger RNA from Penicillium riverlandense, 4407 nucleotides. RefSeq lists its product as uncharacterized. The coding region runs from base 1 to 4407 and encodes 1468 amino acids. The transcript has a single exon. Lineage: Eukaryota; Fungi; Ascomycota; Eurotiomycetes; Eurotiales; Aspergillaceae. The record is from RefSeq and is a predicted model, not a curated record.